AAAAAUUGAUGGAAUGAUUGUCUCAAAUACAACACUGGCAACACAAGAACAAGCUGUCGCCUGUGGUGCUGCUGCUCACUUGUCAGAUAACAAUCAACAAACAAUUGUAUAUGGCGGUUUAAGUGGUCGUCCAUUAUUUGAAAAGUCAACUGAAUGCCUGAAAAAGAUUUCUGUUUUGACUAAAGGCGCUAUCCCACUGAUUGGUGUUGGUGGGAUAAGUAAUGGAGAAGAAGCCAUGGCCAAAUUGAAUGCUGGUGCUACUUUAGUCCAGUUGUAUACAAGUUUUGUUUAUCAAGGCCCACCAAUUGCUCAUAAAGUAGCUAGAGAAAUAAAUGAACUCAGGACUAAAAACAACAAUGUCUAGUGCUGUUUGAUAUAUGAAAUUGUUAAUUUUGUUUUUUUUUAAAUGUAGAUAUAGAAAUUUUU
Messenger RNA from Trichobilharzia szidati, 426 nucleotides. NCBI's taxonomy places the organism in Eukaryota, Metazoa, Platyhelminthes, Trematoda, Strigeidida, Schistosomatidae. The record is from the annotation of a GenBank genome assembly.